Populus euphratica (Euphrates poplar) is the source of this 1916-nucleotide messenger RNA. RefSeq names its product carotenoid 9,10(9',10')-cleavage dioxygenase 1-like. NCBI's taxonomy places the organism in Eukaryota, Viridiplantae, Streptophyta, Magnoliopsida, Malpighiales, Salicaceae. Gene Ontology annotation, biological process: carotene catabolic process. The record is from RefSeq and is a predicted model, not a curated record. The coding region runs from base 63 to 1691 and encodes 542 amino acids. Gene Ontology annotation, molecular function: carotenoid dioxygenase activity. Gene Ontology annotation, cellular component: chloroplast stroma. The transcript is spliced from 15 exons.
CACGCAUAUUCCUGCAAUUACUGUCGCUAGUGCCACCUCCACUAGAUGCAAGAGAGACCAAAAUGGCGGAGAAAUCAGAGGCGGAGAAAAAUCAAGAGAACGUCGUCGGAGCAGGAAACCCAAUAGUGGAAGGGAAUCCAGAGCCGCAAAAAGGACUGACUUCAAAACUCAUCGACUACCUGGAAAAGCUGAUUGUGAACUUAAUGCAUGAUACCUCUCAAUCUCACCAUUAUCUCUCUGGUAACUUCGCUCCGGUUCUCGACGAAACUGCUCCCGUUAAGGACCUCCCUGUCAAAGGGCACCUCCCAGAAUGCAUGAAUGGGGAGUUUGUGCGGGUGGGUCCUAACCCGAAGUUUGCACCUGUGGCUGGAUACCAUUGGUUUGAUGGAGACGGAAUGAUUCAUGGCAUGCGUAUUAAAGAUGGAAAGGCAGCAUAUGUCCGUCGAUUUGUAAGGACAUCACGACUUAAACAAGAAGAGUUUUUCGGAGGUGCCAAGUUUAUGAAGAUUGGAGACCUCAAGGGGCUGUUUGGAUUACUUAUGGUUAAUAUGCAAAUACUUCGACUGAAAUCAAAAGUAUUGGACAACUCAUAUGGAAUUGGGACCGGCAAUACAAAUCUCAUUUAUCACAAUGGAAAACUUUUAGCACUUCAAGAGGCUGAUAAACCCUAUGUAGUUAAAGUUAUGGAAGAUGGAGACCUGCAAACUCUUGGCCUGCUGGAUUACGACAAAAGACUAAAACAUUCUUUCACUGCUCAUCCAAAGGUGGAUCCAUUCACUGGAGAGAUGUUUACCUUUGGGUAUUCACAUGAACCACCAUAUGUGACAUACAGAGUCAUUUCAAAGGAUGGUGUCAUGCAUGACCCUGUACCAAUAACAAUAUCAGACCCCAUCAUGAUGCAUGACUUUGCAAUUACAGAGAACUAUGCAGUUUUUUUGGAUCUUCCUCUGUACUUCCGACCAAAGGAAAUGGUGAAAGAUAAGAAGUUCAUAUUCACAUUUGAUGCAACAAAAAAAGCUCGUUUUGGUGUCCUUCCACGAUAUGCUAAGGAUGACCUCCUAAUCAAAUGGUUUGAACUUCCAAAUUGCUUCAUAUUCCACAAUGCCAAUGCCUGGGAGGAGGACGACGAAAUUGUUUUAAUCACUUGCCGCCUUCAAAAUCCAGAUUUGGACAUGGUUAACGGGGCUGUCAAAGAAAAGCUCGAGAAUUUCACAAAUGAACUGUAUGAGAUGAGAUUCAAUAUGAAAACUGGUGUAGCUUCACAAAAGAAACUAUCAGAAUCUGCUGUUGAUUUUCCCAGGGUGAAUGAGAGUUACACUGGCAGGAAACAAAGAUAUGUGUACGGAACCCUUCUGGACAGCAUUGCAAAGGUCACAGGGAUUGUCAAAAUGGAAAUAGCAUAUACAAUUUCAGGAUCAAGAGUUCUUGUAUUUAUUUUCCGUCCUGGUAGAUUUGGUUCAGAGGCUGUCUUUAUCCCUCGUGAGCCAGGCACCACUUCCGAGGAAGAUGAUGGCUACCUGAUAUUCUUUGCACAUGAUGAAAAUACUGGAAAAUCAUCAGUGAAUGUAAUUGAUGCAAAAACAAUGUCAGCCAAUCCUGUUGCAGUUGUUGAGUUACCACACAGAGUUCCGUAUGGGUUCCAUGCCUUCUUUGUUUCAGAGGAACAACUUCAAGAACAGGCACAACUGUAAUUGCGCAGCUGAGUGUCUAGACAACCAUUUCGGCAUGAGAUGGCUGACCAUCUGUCAAACGGAGAACCGGAAGCAAAGUAAUUUGCAUUAGUCGUUACCUCUUACGCUGCAGUUUAUUCCUGUAUUCACUGCAAACCUUUAAACUAUAAAAGCGAAAUAAGAAUAAUUCUGCACUCUCACAUUCUGAUACAACAAUUACAGAAACACGAGUGCAAAUACAAUCCA